Linum tenue is the source of this 1672-nucleotide messenger RNA. NCBI's taxonomy places the organism in Eukaryota, Viridiplantae, Streptophyta, Magnoliopsida, Malpighiales, Linaceae. The record is from the annotation of a GenBank genome assembly.
AUUCCUCCUCUGGAGAGAGACCCUCCCACUCCCGUCUCUCUGUUAUAGCGGCCCGUCUAAAGCGAUCAUCAAUCCAAGUGGAAAAAGAAAACCGAGAAGAGAAGUAGAGGAGGAACGAACUUCUCCGGAAGAGAAGAGAAAUCCCAAAUUUUUGCUGUAUGUCAGCGAAAUACUAUAGUGGUGGUGAGAAACAUAGCUACGGCGGCGAAUACGGCGAACUCUCUAACCCUUCAGAAUGGCCACAGCUCAGGAAAAGGCGACGCUUUCUCAAACAGCUUCUGAGAAUCCCAUCAGCAGCAAGAGUUCUGCAGCAGCGAUGGCGACCCUGAUCCACGAUUCCCUCUCUGAUUCUGCUCCUUCUGCUACUACCAAAACCACUGCCGCCACUCCAGUUAUGUCUAGGGCACAGACAUGCCACCCACUGGAUCCAUUAAUGGCUGCUGAAAUAGCUGUGGCUGUGGCUACUAACUUUGGUUUAAUUUAUGAUCAGGUGAGGGAUAGCAUGCGAUUUAUUGAAGUGGUUCUUGUGGAGCCAGACAAGAAUGUUGUUGCCCUUGCGGAUGCAUACUACUUCCCUCCGUUCCAGCCUUCAUUGCUUCCCAAAACUAAAGGCAGGCCAGUGAUCCCCACAAAGCUUCCUCCUAGACAAGCCAGGCUUGUUGUUUACAACAAGAAGUCGAACGAGACGAGCAUAUGGACAGUUGAGCUCAGUGAAGUUCAUGCAGCAACUAGAGGCGGCCAUCACAGGGGCAAAGUCAUUUCAUCCAAAGUUGUUCCGGAUGUGCAACCUCCAAUGGACGCUGAGGAGUAUGCUGAAUGUGAGGCUGUGGUAAAAGACUACCCACCGUUUCAAGAGGCUAUGAGAAAGAGGGGCAUUGUGGAUAUGGAUCUUGUCAUGGUGGAUCCUUGGUGCGUUGGGUACCACAGUGAAGCUGAUGCACCUAGGCGUAGGCUUGCUAAGCCACUAAUAUUCUGCAGAACUGAGAGUGACUGUCCUUUGGACAAUGGAUAUGCUCGUCCUGUCGAAGGAAUCCAUGUUCUUGUUGAUAUGCAGAACAUGGUAGUGAUUGAAUUUGAGGACCGUAAACUUGUCCCUCUACCGCCAGCCGAUCCCUUGAGAAACUACACUGCUGGGGAAACUCGUGGUGGUGUUGAUAGGAGUGAUGUGAAACCUCUGCAGAUUAUUCAGCCUGAAGGUCCAAGCUUCCGCGUCAGUGGCCACUUUGUCAAUUGGCAGAAGGGCUGCGACUGUCUGGGUUACAUAAAGUACUUUGAUGCGCAUUUCACAAAUUUCACAGGAGGUGUUGAAACGAUUGAGAACUGUGUUUGUCUGCAUGAAGAGGAUCAUGGAAUCUUAUGGAAGCAUCAGGAUUGGAGAACUGGUUUGGCGGAAGUCCGUCGAUCCAGGAGGCUAACUGUGUCUUUCGUAUGCACAGUGGCUAACUAUGAGUAUGGAUUCUUCUGGCACUUUUAUCAGGCAAGAUGGCAGAUUGAAGCUGAGGUAAAGCUCACCGGAGUUCUGAGUCUAGGAGCAUUACAACCUGGGGAAGCUCGGAAAUAUGGGACCAUGAUCGCCCCUGGAUUGUAUGCACCAGUCCAUCAACACUUUUUUGUGGCACGUAUGGAUAUGGCGGUUGAUUGCAAGCCUGGUGAAGCGUUUAAUCAGGUAUAA